Molecule: messenger RNA, 1334 nt
Organism: Loxodonta africana (African savanna elephant)
Lineage: Eukaryota; Metazoa; Chordata; Mammalia; Proboscidea; Elephantidae
Product: EF-hand domain-containing family member C2
Biological process (GO): regulation of neuron projection development; mitotic spindle organization; cilium-dependent cell motility
Cellular component (GO): mitotic spindle; axoneme; microtubule
Molecular function (GO): alpha-tubulin binding
Source: RefSeq, a predicted model, not a curated record
AUGGCUACUGUUGUUGCUGCGAGUAAUAAACUGUCCCUUGUCUAUGACCAAAGCAUCUCAUGUCGUCUACCAGCAUUCAUAAAACUGUCCAGGCUAACUUGUAAGCUUGUAGGGCCUUUUAUCCGGCGUCAUCGGAUUUGUCUUCCACCUCCUGAUGAGGAUCAGUUUUAUACUGUGUAUCAUUUCAAUAUCAACAUAGACAUUGUCUUUUAUGGCUGGACGUUCAAGAUUUAUGACUGUGAUGCAUUCACAAAAAACUUUUUGAGGAAAAUAGGAGUCAAAUUAAACCUACCGGGAAAGUGCCCUGAAGAUCCUUAUAUGAAAGCACGGAAAGAGAUGCUAGACCGCUUGAAGCCCUUACGUCCUUAUCAGUCCUUCAACACCCUGAAACAGUUCCUUGAGCAUGACAGGCAGGUUUUGCGUUUCUUCUGCCUGUGGGAUGACACAGUUUCGAUGUUUGGGGACCGUAGAGAACUUGUCCUGCGUUACUUUUUGACUGAUGAUACCAUUGAAAUCAGAGAAUCGAUGCUGAAAAACUCAGGCCGGGAUGCUACGUUAUUCUUCCUCCGGAGGGGGAAGCUACCCAAGUAUGGCCCACCUGGAGUCUAUCAACCGGGCCAGAUAACAGAUCAGGCAGUUCUCAAUGUGUAUGGGGGCUUCUCAGUGAACCGAGUAUAUGGCUACCUGAUGGAUAGAUACGAGUUAGGAAAAUUAGACCAGGAGUUUUACAAAGAUAGUGACCUGGUCCUAGGAACCACCAUCAAUGCGUGGGGAAGAAAAGUGCUCCUUUGCGACUGUGAUGAAUUUACGAAGUGUUAUUAUAAGAAUAAAUACGGAGUUGAGAACUUUACCUCCAUUCCAUGCAAGCCUCCACCUCCUCCAAAAAUAGAAAGGAAAUUUCCACCUUAUACCGGCUUUGGUUCUGAAGAGGAUUCUCUCCGCUCCUGCAUUGGUCUCAGGCCCACACCUUAUCGGAGGGACUUCAGGAAGUUGGCGGAAAAAGACAGCUAUGGCUACAUAAGCUAUACACUUCUUUUUUGCAAGACUAAUCACACACAAAUGUGCUGAUGUGGACAGGAUGUUCGUUAUUUCGUAUUUUCUCAGUGAUAACACAAUGUCAGUGUUUGAACCUACAGACAGGAAUUCAGGACUUACUGGUGGAAGGUUCUUACGAAGAGAUCGUGUUAAGAGGCCUGGACAAGAAGUCUUUAAAAGUGAACUAUCGGAAUAUAUCCAGCCUGAGGAGCUGUACGUUGGAGCUAGAGUAAAUGUGAAUGGCUACAUAUUCCAUUUGCUCAAUGCUGAUGAAUAUACCUUAAGUUACAUGGAGAAGA